AUGGACCUUGAACGAGGAAGCACUCAUGAGAUACCGCCGGAUGCCCCACCAAGCCGCUUGACGGUGCUGGACCGGCACUCGGAUAAUGAUGAUGAUGAUGAUGAAGCGUUCAUUGACGUGUUAGUGGACGACCGUUCCGAGAAGUCGCCGUUCCUCCGUCUCAGUCACGACGAAGAUGACGAUGAGCUGCCGCAUCAGCGACGCGGCCGACGAGACGCCCCGCGGAAGACCGGACUCUCUGCCGCCGUGUUCGGCGCCGUAGUCUUUUUCGUCGUCUUCUACGCGUCGGGCAUGAUCUUCCCGGCGACUUCAACGCACAGCUCAGCGGCUGCGGCACCAGUUCACGUGGUCGAAGAACCUAUCCCAUCCACGCCGCACUUGAGGGACACGUCCGAAUAUGUCCUCGGCUCUUCCUGGGAUUUCGGUGCGGCCAGCAGCAUCAGGGAAUAUCACUGGACCAUUCAAGAUGCGACCUUGAAUCCGGAUGGCAUCUUUCGACCCAUGAUGCUGAUCAACAACCAGUUUCCGGGGCCGCUCAUCGAGUGCAAUGAAGGGGACACCAUCGUCGUCCACGUCCGCAACGAAGCCGCGAACGCUACCGCCAUCCACUUUCACGGCAUGCUGCAAAACGGCACGAACUCGAUGGACGGCACCGUCGGCGUCACUCAGUGUCCGAUCGCUCCCAACGCGACCUUCACGUAUCGCUUCACCGUCGACAACCAGUCGGGCACGUACUGGUACCACGCGCAUCACAGCGUGCAGGCUUCGGACGGCAUCGUCGGCCCUCUGGUCAUCCACUCGGCGGCCGAGAUAGGUCCGGAAAACACGUAUGCGACCGACCGCGUCGUCAUGAUCCAGGAUCAUUACCACAACACCUCCGCCGAGCUGUUGAUGGACUACCUCCAACCGGACCGGGAGAACGAGGAGCCCGUGCCGUCCAGCGGCCUCAUCAACGGGAGGAACUACCGGGACUGUUCCGACUUCGACGGCUGGGACUGCCAAAACAACGCUCCUCGGCUGCAGUCGCUCGAGUCCUUCGACCUGGCCCCGAACGAACGGCAUCGACUGCGAAUAAUCAACACGGGCGCUUUCGCCGAGUUCCAGGUCGAGAUCGACGAGCACCCCUUCUACAUCACCGAGGUCGACGGCACAGCGGUCCACCCCGAGCCCUUUCAUCGCCUCAACGUCCUCCCGGCACAGCGCUACAGCGUCAUGCUGGAGACCAACGCGACGGUCGGGGACUCGUUCUGGAUGCGCGCCAGGAUGGUCACCCAUUGUUUCGCGCGAGAAAACCCCUGGCUCGACCCCGAAGUGAGAGCCGUCGUCCGGUACAGCUCUCCCGCACGCCCGAAGGGCAUGAGGAGCACUACUGCACGGGAUGCCGCAGACACGUACGCGGAGCCGCAGAGCAAGAGCUGGGGCGAAGCCCCCGAGGUCGAAUGCCGGGACAUGGACGCCUCCAUUCUCAGGCCCGUCGAGGCCGUGCCGGCGCCGAAGGCCACCGCGUCCAUGUUCCUGCGCGCCAACUUCGAAAUCGGCGCCUGGCGGCUCUCCCGGGGCUUCUUCAACGCCUCGACGUGGCACGCCAACGUCACGUCGCCGGCCCUGUACCGGGCCAUCGAGGCCUCGAAGGCCGAAAACGGCACCCUGCUGCCCCUAACGACCGGGGUCAACGACGUCACCUUCGACCCGCAAAGGGAGUUUGUGUACCAGACGACGGGGGUGCAGACGGUGGACAUGGUCAUCAGCAACUUCGACGACGGGGCGCACCCCUUCCACCUGCACGGCCACAAGGUCUUCGUCCUCAAGCAGGGCCCGACGGGGUACCCGCCGGGGAGCGCGGCCGAGCUGGAGGCCGAGCUCGCGGCCGCCGGGGUCCUGGGCAACCCGCUGAGGAGGGACACCGUGACGGUCCAGGGGUACGGGUGGGCCGCCGUCAGGGUCGUGCUGGACAACCCCGGCAUGUGGGCGUUCCACUGCCACAACGCGUGGCACGCCGAGGCCGGCAUGAUGAUGGUCAUCGCGGCCAUGGUCGAGACGUCCAGGGGGUGGCGGGCAGGCGAGGAGGAGACGCGGCUGUGCGGGCUGCCGGGGGUCGAGAAGGGGGUCCGGCCGGGCGACGACCUCUGGUUCGGCAACUUUGGCUGA
Colletotrichum graminicola M1.001 is the source of this 2148-nucleotide messenger RNA. RefSeq names its product multicopper oxidase. The record is from RefSeq and is a predicted model, not a curated record. Gene Ontology annotation, molecular function: oxidoreductase activity; copper ion binding. The transcript has a single exon. Lineage: Eukaryota; Fungi; Ascomycota; Sordariomycetes; Glomerellales; Glomerellaceae. The coding region runs from base 1 to 2148 and encodes 715 amino acids.